This is a messenger RNA of Meloidogyne enterolobii, 743 nucleotides long. Lineage: Eukaryota; Metazoa; Nematoda; Chromadorea; Rhabditida; Meloidogynidae. The record is from the annotation of a GenBank genome assembly.
GUAGAAAUUGGUUCAUCGGUAGUCGUAAUUAUGUCAUGCUCCCCUACUAAGCAUGACCCAAGAUCAUAUUGACUUUUACUAAAUAUGUCAGAGAAUUCUUCGCAUAGGUCCUUUAAUUUUUGUAAGUCAUUUCCCGUAACAGAACUUUUUGAAAAAUCUAUUUUAAAAGCAGGGUCUUCGUCUAAAGCAUUAACCAUAUUUUCAAGUACACGAAAUUUAUUUAAUUCACUAAAAUUAUUUUUUGUAUUUUCUGUUAGCCACGGCCCUUCAUUCCUUUCUUUUAGUUCAUUAGCAUAGGCUAUGUGCAUGCCCUUACAAAUAUGUUUAGGGGCGUUAGUUGGAUUUGUUAUUAAUAAACUAGCAAUUUUGUCGGAAGCUUUAAAUACAGUACUGAUUAGACCGAGAUUUUCAGAACUUAAGCGUUCAUCUAGAGAAUGUGAAACUGCAUAUUCAAAGUCGCAAGUUGUUUCGAGUUUCGCAUUAACUAUUUUAUUUGUCCCUGGGGGAAUUGUUAUAGAUUCAAGAGUUGCAAUCCUAACAUUUGUUAAUAAAGGUAGGUUACCUGUGCCCAAGUUUAGUGAUUUAUUUCCAAUCCAAAUUUUCCCUUUUGGAAAGUCAAAGGUUACCGUCGGUAAUGUUUUUAGUACAUCGCAUCCUAUUAUUAAUUGGUAAUUUCGCCUCUCAAUUAAUUGAUUGUCCUCUACGAGAUUAAUUUUAGCAAUUUGUUUAUGACCACUUAUAUC